This is a messenger RNA of Aspergillus nidulans FGSC A4, 207 nucleotides long. RefSeq lists its product as uncharacterized. Lineage: Eukaryota; Fungi; Ascomycota; Eurotiomycetes; Eurotiales; Aspergillaceae. The transcript is spliced from 3 exons. The coding region runs from base 1 to 207 and encodes 68 amino acids. The record is from RefSeq and is a predicted model, not a curated record.
AUGGCCCAAAGUACGAAAUAUCGAGAAAGAAAAAGAAAGCGUAGCUAUGCAAAAAACCCAGUAGGUGUCCUAACGCCCUCUAGCCGUAUUCAUGUCAUGUCAUCAUCCGAACUCAAAUUCCAAACCAUGCAAACCAGGCAAACCGACACCUGCUCCCAGAGAAUUGAAACCAAGCAACCCAGCACCAGAGACGGACGCAAUCCCUAG